This is a messenger RNA of Ruditapes philippinarum (Manila clam), 947 nucleotides long. Its product is annotated as cytosolic phospholipase A2-like. The record is from RefSeq and is a predicted model, not a curated record. Lineage: Eukaryota; Metazoa; Mollusca; Bivalvia; Venerida; Veneridae. Gene Ontology annotation, biological process: glycerophospholipid catabolic process. Gene Ontology annotation, molecular function: calcium ion binding; calcium-dependent phospholipid binding. Gene Ontology annotation, cellular component: cytosol.
AUCGCUGCGCAUACAAAAGUUAUUCAAGUUUAUACUCAUCAUUGCGGUGUAACCUUUAACUAUAAUAAUAGUAAAAGAAAUGAUAUUUUAAUCGAGAAAUAUGCCAUAAAGAACAAUACGCAACAAUUAUUUUUAAUGCGCACACGUAAUUUACAGUCUAUGGUGUAUGGUCAUUGAAUAUGAGUCUCAAUCUAUUUUAGACUGAGAAAAUCCAGUUCAGACAGUGAAAAUGAUACUGCAACCAGUGAAUAUAAUUUUAUAAAAAGUUCUGUUGACUACUGUUUGGACAAAUGGGAUUACAGCUAUAUUAAGAUAAUAUAAUGAUGUUGGAUAUAUAUAAUACCGACAUACUUUGUAAUAUUGGUAGUCUCUUAAUUUUCAUCACAUAAGAAUUUUACUUUGCACAUUGCACUAGAUUAAUUUUACAGCUGUUUUAAUGUGUUUAAAUUGUAUUUUGUAAAUAAAAGAAUUACGUGGUAUGUAAACAUAUUACGUAUGUUUAAAUUCGUCAUUACAGAUACUGUUGAUAAACACAAAACCUGCAGUCCGACAAAGGGUGAUCCGCCUGGAGUUUUUGAAGUAAAGGAAGGGGAUUGGUAUACUUUUCAACUUAAAAUUGUGGACUGCACAUUUUCGAACAAUUGGUCGGAAACAAAAUGCGGUGAGAAGAUGUGUAUUAAAAUAGUUGUUAAGGGAGCACCAGAUGCUGUACGUGAAGCCAAAACAUCCGAAAAUGAAACGUUCGAGUUUCUUUUAGAAGAUAAUGAAGGAAACGAAAUGGAAAUAUCUUUGAUGAAAGGCAGUGUAAAAAAGGGAAGUGUUAUCUCCUCAACCAAGACAUGUAAGAUCAAGCUAAGUUUAAAGGAAUUGCGUCGAUUGAGGAGGGAAGAAAUCAUAUCCCUCCACAAGGAUGCCACAAUUCGAGUAGUAUUGUCGGCGGAACCCGA